Messenger RNA from Chinchilla lanigera (long-tailed chinchilla), 2335 nucleotides. RefSeq names its product cytochrome P450 2J2-like. The record is from RefSeq and is a predicted model, not a curated record. Lineage: Eukaryota; Metazoa; Chordata; Mammalia; Rodentia; Chinchillidae. Gene Ontology annotation, molecular function: iron ion binding; oxidoreductase activity, acting on paired donors, with incorporation or reduction of molecular oxygen, reduced flavin or flavoprotein as one donor, and incorporation of one atom of oxygen; heme binding. The coding region runs from base 1 to 1341 and encodes 446 amino acids. Gene Ontology annotation, cellular component: cytoplasm; intracellular membrane-bounded organelle. Gene Ontology annotation, biological process: xenobiotic metabolic process; arachidonate metabolic process. The transcript is spliced from 8 exons.
AUGUUGGGUGUGAGAAGCCUGCCGCCCGCCCGUCCACAGCUGGCUGAGACCCACGGCCGCGUGCUCACCGUGUGGGCCGGCCCCACGCCCGUGGUGGUGCUGAGCGGCUUCCGGGCAGUGAAGGAGGCGCUGGUCUCGAACUCAGAGCAGUUCUCGGGCAGACCCCUCACCCCGCUCUUCUGCAACCUGUUUGGAGAAAGAGGACCGUGCGCCCCUCCACUGCCCACCUGGCGCAGGGCUCAUCUGCAGCAACGGGCACAACAGAGACGCUUCUGCCUGACCACGCUCCGCGCGCUGGGGCUGGGCAGGCCGGCGCUGGAGCUGCAGCUGCAGGACGAGGCGGCAGAGCUGGCCGAGGCCUUCCGCCGGGAGCAGGGUAGAGCCUUCGACCCGCAGGUCCUCCUGGUCAGGUCCACGGCCAGAGCCAUCGGGGCCCUCGCGUUUGGCCAUCGCUUCCGCUCGGAGGAGCCCAUCUUCCAGGAACUGACUCAAGCCGCCGACUUUGGCCUGGCCUUUGUCAGCACUGUGUGGCGCCGGGCUGUGGAUGACCCAGUCUCUACCUUCAGCGAGGAGAACCUGAUCCAAGUGGUGAUGGACCUGUUCCUGGGCGGCACGGACACCACCCUGCGCUGGGUGCUCGUCUACGUGGUCCAGCACGGAGCCGUGCAGGAGAGGGUGCAGCAGGAGCUGGAUGCGGUGCUGGGCACUGCCCCGACCGUCCGCUACGAGGACCGGAAGCGACUGCCCUUCACCCGCGCCGUCCUCCACGAGGUGCAGCGCCUCAGCAGCGUGGUGGCGGUAGGCACUGUGCGCCAGUGUGUGACAUCCACCAGUGUGUGUGGUUUCUACGUGCCCAAGGGCACCGUCAUCCUGCCCAACCUGGCCUCUGUGCUGUGUGACCCUGAGCGCUGGGAGACCCCUCACCAGUUCAACCCCGGCCACCUCCUGGACAAGGAUGGAAGCUUCGUGGUGAAUGAGGCCUUCCUGCCGUUCUCUGCGGGACAUCGUAUGUGCCCGGGGGACCAGUUGGCCCGAAUGGAGCUCUUUCUGAUGUCUGCCACACUCCUCCGGACUUUCCGGUUCCAGCUGCCAGAGGGCACCCCGGGGCUCAGCCUGGAGUACGCCUUCGGGGGCACCCUGCAGCCCCAGCCCCAGGAGAUCUGCGCAGUGCCCCUCAGGAGCAGCUGCAGCCCCAGCCCAGGCCCCAGUGGGGAGGGCCUGUCGCUGGCUGGAGUCUUCCCCAGUCUCCCUUGUUCCCUGCAGCCGGAGAAGAGGACAGACGGGGGUUCACCCAGCUGCCCUGCUCAUGGGCUCCCUAACACAAGCUCUGGGUGGCGGUAGCAAGGGGACCUCUCAAGACUUCCACAAAGGUAGCUCAGUUCUCAGGUUAGAUUGGCAGGGAAGGAUCACAGCUUUCGUUAGGGUUGACAUGAAAUCAAUUUGCGUGGUUCAUUCGGUGAAUCAAGCCUCACAAGACAGCAGCUAAGCAGGUUCAGGGGGAAAAGGUGUUCAGGCAAAACUGUAAAUACAAUGGGUAUUUACAGACUCUGGAUGCUGAGGAUUAAUGAGUUUAAAAGGGGGGGGGCAAUCGGGCAUCGCGGUGCAGACUUGUCAUUUCAGCACGCUGGGAGGCUGAGACAGGAGGAUUCCAAGUUCAAGAGCUACCCUGUCUCAAAAAUAAAAAAAGACUGGGAUGUAGUUCUGUGGAAGGCCCUGCGCAAAAAAAAAAAAAAAAAAAAAAGAAAGCAGCCUAUUUUUUUUCCUGCUCUCUCCUGCCCUCUUCUGGCAAAAGUGAAGAAGUGCAGGCAGGCAGGAGAAAGAUGGCCCCAGUCCAUCAGCGAAGCCCGCUGCCAAGACAACUGUUCCCAGCAGCUCUUCCCUCGGGGACCCUUCUACCUUCCCAGAAGGGCCCCCUAGCUCUGUUUCCAGACAAGUCUUACUUAUUAAAAAGGAAUAGCUUGGGCUAAGGAAUGCAAAUGAGAUACCACUACACACCGUUCAAGUUGCUAAAAGCAAAGCCCUGACAACCCCGAGAGCCCGAACAGGUGCGGGAAGCUGGAACUAACCCUCGCGCACCGCCGCUGGGGAGGUAACACGGCACAGCCACAACGGGCCUUUCUGUGAAAGCGAGCGUGACGCCACACAACACAGCCGUCCCAGCCCUGGCUGGUGUGACACAAAGAAAUGAAAACACACGUUUGCACACAGGCAUAUUCAUAGGCAUCUAUUUCUGUCAUAUUCUUGAAAAAUCAAAACUGUAGGAAUAAGUGGUUGCCAAGGUCUGGAAGUGGGGUUGACUAGAAAGGGACAUAAGGGAACUUAAGGAGUUAGAUCU